Neofelis nebulosa (Clouded leopard) is the source of this 2251-nucleotide messenger RNA. RefSeq names its product replication factor C subunit 4 (gene RFC4). Gene Ontology annotation, biological process: DNA-templated DNA replication; DNA repair. The transcript is spliced from 12 exons. Gene Ontology annotation, cellular component: DNA replication factor C complex; nucleus. Bases 850 to 1938 code for a protein of 362 amino acids. The record is from RefSeq and is a predicted model, not a curated record. Gene Ontology annotation, molecular function: DNA binding; DNA clamp loader activity; ATP binding. NCBI's taxonomy places the organism in Eukaryota, Metazoa, Chordata, Mammalia, Carnivora, Felidae.
CCGUGGGCCCUUCCUCAGGCUUCUGGAAGGCGGUCCUAUCUCACCCCACCCCCACCCCCAGUGGCAGAUCCGCAGGGUCCGAGGCGGCCCCCUGGCUGCUUUCCCGCUGGAGGGUGGGCCGGGCCCUCGGCGUCCGCAGCAGGCCGGGCCCGGAAUGGAGGCGGCGUGGGGAGGCCCGGCCGAGCGGGGGAGCAGCGGUGUUCUAGAACCAGUGUCAGUUCUCGGGGGAGGGGGUGCGCAGGCAUCCUUCCCUCGCCUGCUCUGCUUUCGCCCGGAAACUAGUCGCGUCCCCCGCAGGGCCGAGCAAGGCAGCGGGCACCGCAGCGCUCUCCUUAGUUGUGUUUGUUGGCCUAAAAUUCCAAGAAGAAAGUCAGAGGAGCAACGGCUAACAGAUUCGCUCUUUGUUCUUUCCUCUUUCACACCCAAAUGUUGUCACUGCCGCCUGUGAACGAAAGGGCUGCGUCUCCAGGGGCCGUGGCCUCAGUGCCCCAGACAAAGCCGGGCUGGCGGUGAUGGGGGGUUGGGGGAGUUGGUUAGGGGUAGUGGCCGGGGACCGCAGAGCCACCCUCUGGGAGGUCGGGGGUGAGGCCAGGCUCUGAGGCCUUCGGCAGCCAUGGAGCACCCAGGGCCUGGGGCUGGCAGGGCUGGAGGACAACGCAGGAACUGGGAGACCAGCCAGUUCCAGCCGCUCCACAGGGCCACCUGGGCCAUUCCCUGCCUCCAGGAAGGAUCUGCCGGAGCCUGGAAGGAGAAAGGAUUAUCCCAGCGCUUCAGGACCCGGGUAGCACCUCCCUGCUGGGGACUGUCCAUGUGGCCUUCUUGCUGGCAAUUCCACAGGGUGAAGUAACCAUGCAGGCUUUUCUAAAAGGCACAUCUGUCAGUACUAAACCACCACUGAAGGAUCGAGUAGCUGCCACAGCUGGAAGCAGUGGAGAGAACAAGAAAGCCAAACCUGUUCCGUGGGUGGAAAAAUAUCGCCCAAAAUGUGUGGAUGAAGUCGCUUUCCAGGAAGAAGUGGUUGCAGUACUGAAAAAGUCUUUAGAAGGAGCUGAUCUCCCUAAUCUCUUGUUUUAUGGGCCACCUGGAACUGGAAAAACAUCCACUAUUCUGGCAGCAGCUAGAGAGCUUUUUGGGCCUGAGUUGUUUCGAUUGAGAGUUCUUGAAUUAAAUGCAUCUGAUGAACGUGGAAUACAGGUUGUUAGAGAAAAAGUGAAGAAUUUUGCUCAAUUAACUGUGUCAGGAAGUCGUUCAGAUGGGAAGCCAUGUCCACCUUUUAAGAUUGUGAUUCUGGAUGAAGCAGAUUCUAUGACCUCGGCUGCUCAGGCAGCUUUACGACGUACUAUGGAGAAGGAGUCUAAAACCACCCGAUUCUGUCUCAUCUGUAACUAUGUCAGUCGAAUAAUUGAACCUCUGACCUCUAGAUGUUCUAAAUUCCGCUUCAAACCACUGUCAGAUAAAAUUCAACAGCAGCGAUUACUAGACAUUGCUGAUAAAGAACAUGUCAAAAUUAGCAAUGAGGGAAUAGCUUAUCUUGUUAAAGUGUCAGAAGGAGACUUAAGAAAAGCUAUUACAUUUCUUCAAAGUGCUACUCGAUUAACAGGUGGAAAGGAGAUCACAGAGAACGUGAUCACAGACAUUGCUGGGGUAAUACCAGCUGAGACCAUCGAUGGAUUAUUUGCUGCAUGUCAGAGUGGCUCUUUUGACAAACUAGAAGGUGUGGUAAAAAAUUUAAUAGAUGAGGGCCAUGCGGCCACUCAGCUUGUAAAUCAACUUCAUGAUGUGGUUGUAGAAAACGAGAACCUUUCCGACAAACAGAAAUCCAUCAUGACAGAAAAACUUGCUGAAGUAGACAAGUGCUUAGCAGAUGGUGCUGAUGAACAUCUACAACUGAUCAGCCUCUGUGCUACUGUGAUGCAGCAGUUAACUCAGAAUUGCUGAAAUGUUCGUAAGAUGUUUAAAACUUACACAAAUAAAAUAACCAAAACACCUUUAAAGUGAAUAUACAAUUUAUUUAACAUUCAAACUUCAUUAAGACAUGUGCAAUAUGGCAAUUUUAAUUACUGGGGGGUUUAACCCUACCUAGGAUAUGAUUGCUUGCUGGGGCUUAGCAACAGGGUCCAGUUCACACUUAGCACUAAUUAAAUACUUUAUUGAAUAAAUACAAUACCAAACAAAAUGCAUUCAAAUGCUUUCUAAAAAAAAAAAAAAAAAAAAAAAAAUCAAUUUUAAAGGCCUUUCUAUUCAGGCUAAU